This is a messenger RNA of Nelumbo nucifera (sacred lotus), 717 nucleotides long. RefSeq lists its product as uncharacterized. Gene Ontology annotation, molecular function: ubiquitin protein ligase activity. Gene Ontology annotation, biological process: protein ubiquitination. NCBI's taxonomy places the organism in Eukaryota, Viridiplantae, Streptophyta, Magnoliopsida, Proteales, Nelumbonaceae. The record is from RefSeq and is a predicted model, not a curated record. Gene Ontology annotation, cellular component: cytoplasm.
AUGCCGCCAUUCAUGAAGUUGUCUGCUUAUAUGCUCUCUUGGAAGCCAUGGGACCAAGAUGGUUUCGAUAGGUUCACCAUCGAAAUCCAGUUUUUAAAGACUACCACCUGGCUUCUGCAAUCGGGGGAUGACGAAGGAGACGAUGCUCAUGCAUUAGCGAGGACGAUUGAGGUGGUGGGUCCCGCAAUCACCAAGAGCUUCAGGUUCAAUACUCGCUGCUUACUAUCCGACCUCCAUCGUCCAAGGUUGGUUUCUUACAUUCUUUCCGAGAUGGGCUUGUCUGAGCAGGCGAAUGAGAUCCUGGAACCAACCAUUUCUCCAUUUGCCCGAGAGGUGGCCCUUGCUGUUUCUAAUGGAGCCCCCAUUGCGCUUGCUUCCGUCCAUAUAUUGCAGACGCUCACUGAACGCUACGACGAAAAUGCUGCCAUAGCCGCAGCUUCCAUGGAAUCAAUGGAUGCCGGCAAUGGUGGGUUCGGAGCUGUCCCUGCGUCUGCGUCCGCCAUUGAAGCGUUGGAAGUGACGAAACUCGACGUCGAUGGUGGUGGUGUGGGUUCCACUUCCACCAUAAAUUGUGCCAUCUGUUUGGAAGAGCUUCCGAUCGGGUCGCAGAUCACUCGCAUGCCUUGCUCGCAUGUCUAUCAUGGAGGUUGCAUUUCUCAAUGGUUGCAGACGAGCAACUUUUGUCCGUUGUGUCGUUAUGAGAUGCCUAAAGUUUGA